Molecule: messenger RNA, 3322 nt
Organism: Esox lucius (northern pike)
Lineage: Eukaryota; Metazoa; Chordata; Actinopteri; Esociformes; Esocidae
Gene: wdsub1
Product: WD repeat, sterile alpha motif and U-box domain containing 1
Exons: 14
Coding region: 491-2065 (524 amino acids)
Biological process (GO): protein ubiquitination
Molecular function (GO): protein binding; ubiquitin-protein transferase activity
Source: RefSeq, a predicted model, not a curated record
GUUUACCCAUCAACAUAUGGGACGAAAUAGUUCACAUGUUGGUUAGUUUGUUAUUCAUGAAGGGGGUCUUUAGGUAGUUUUGCUUCAUGUCCACAGUGUUGGUGUCUAUAUAAACUUUGCAUUUAGAGAAAAAAGUGCACAUAUAAGCCAAGCCCACCGAGUCCUGUACUUGGUGCGCGUGACCAGGAAGUAAACAUUGAAGAGGCUGUGCGUCACCAGGAAAGAAAACUGAACAGAGGCAAGAAAAAAAAUCCAAAUUACAAUUCGGAGAGAAUAGAAAACGUGUCUUUAUAUUUAAAUUAAUUUUUCAUAAAAAUAGGUGUAUAGAAUGAGGCUGUUAAUAGCUAACGUCACAUGACAAGCAACCAGUUUUGGAAAGCUGGAUACCAACAAUUCCAGCCGACUAGAUAGCUAUUACCUAACUGGAUAUCUUUUUGUACUAACGGUAUUGCCUUUUAGUUCAUAUUUAUCAUACUUUCAAGACCAAGUCAUGGUUUCUCUGAUCUGCACCUUACAAGACCAUCGCGAUGAUGUCAACUGGUGCGCGUUCUCUGCAACGCUGCUGGCCACCUGCUCAGCGGACAAAACGUUGCGUAUUUACCACACCCGAGACUUUUCCGAGGUGUCAUACUCCCCGCUUUCCGGCCACGGCUACGGCGUCCACUGCUGUUGCUUCAGCGCAUGUGGUCAGUAUUUAGCCUCCUGUUCAACAGAUGGGUCAACGGUAGUUUGGUCAACUGUGACGGGUGAGAUCGAGGCAGUACUCGAGCAUCCAGGUAGAAGUCCCGUCAGGGUCUGCGCCUUCUCGCCCGACUCUUCCCACUUGGUUUCCGGGGCGUCUGAUGGUACCUUGGCUCUUUGGGAUUUCACCACGAAAACACUGGACAGGAUAAAGCCAGUGGACGAUGUCACUAUGGUGGCCUGCUCGUUCACCCCAUGUGGCCAGAUGUUUAUGACUGGAUCUACAUAUGGAGACCUCCGGCUGUGGGACCUGAGUAUGAACCAGCUGCACGCGGAGAAGGACACUCAUGACAUGGGCGUGAGCUGUUGCUGCUUCGGCCCCAAGAUCCUCAGUGGUGGCGGCGCGGUAGAGUUCCGCCUGGCCUCGUGUGGACAAGACAGCACGCUGAAGAUCUGGAUCGUGUCCCGGUCUAGCACGGGUGGUUGUAAGAUGCAGCAGAUUCACUCCCUGACUGGCCAGUCUGCCCCAGUUCUUUCCUGUUCUUUCUCGGCGGACGGACAGCUGCUUGUGUCUGGUCUCUGGAAGGCACCCUCUGUGUUUCGCCAAAUGGUGCGUGACAACGGAGGGCCCUCGGAGCAAGUUGGUGGGGACGAGGGGCUAGUUUGCCGUUCCCAGUUGAACGUUAAAAUCUCUGUGGACAAAACCGUCACAGUGUAUGACGCUAGCCGAGGGGCUUUGCUCUACACUUUGAACCAACACAAAAGGUACGUGACAGCGUGCGCCUUCUCACCCACGGCGCCUCUGUUCGCCACCGGUUCUAUGGACAAGACGGUGAAUAUCUGGAGAGUAGAGGAGCGACCUGGUGGCCAUGACGGCAAACAUUUUCACGUCGAACCUGCCACAUCUUCACACGAAGGCGGGAAAUUGCCAGGUCACUCCAGGCUGCUGGUCAGUGAUUGGUCAGAGGAGGACGUGGGGGCGUGGCUUCGUGAGGAGGGUCUGGAAGCGCUGGUGGAAACCUUCAAGGCAAACAACAUUGACGGAGUUGAGCUCAUUGGUCUUACCAAGGAGAGCCUCUGCUCAGAACUCAACAUAGAGUCGGUGGGGCUGCGCAGUAAGGUCCUGAGGAAGGUGGAGGAGCUGAAGGCGGGGUGUGUGUGUACUGGCGUUCCGGAUGAAUUCCUCUGUCCAAUCACCAGGGAGCUGAUGAUGGACCCGGUCAUCGCCGCAGAUGGUUACUCCUAUGAGAGGGCAGCAAUUGAGAGUUGGAUCGCAACCAAAAAUCGUUCCAGCCCCAUGACCAACCUCCCCUUACAGACGACCUUACUGACCCCAAACAGAACCCUCAAGAUGGCUAUUGGUCGUUGGAGGACCAGCCAAUAAGACAUGCUGUAGCCUCAGAGCUCCUAAACCUUUUCAUGGAUGAUACUUGGGUUAACAAGAGAAGCCUUCUACAGUAUGAGUAAAUGUAUUAUAUGACUAAUAUAAUGGCUACAGCUGAAGCUGUUACAUGCAUGGGUGUUUUGAAAUGAGUGGAUGGUGAGAAGAAGUUGUGAAAGGCAAGACAGAAGUCAUUUGAUUUUCCAAAGAGAUUUAUUUUUAUUUUUCCAUGAUUGUGGUAUUAGUGCUUGAGCAUAGUCUGUAUAAUGUAGCGUCGCUCAAAAAUCAUAUGGCAACGAUUUACAGGAAAUGCAGUGACUGAAUAAGUAUCACCCCACCCCUUUUUACUUUUUCACAUUUUGUUGCAUUUGAAAGUAGUAGUAGUAAUAAUAAUAAUAAUAAUAAUAAUAAUAAUAAUAAAUCCAAUAAGAAUACAAGUUAAUAAUAAUAAUAAUACAAUCCUAGAAAUGUAUAGAAAAUGAAUAACUAAAGGAUAGCCAUCAAAUUUUUCUUCACCCAUUUGUUUCCUAAUUGCAAAGCUACAAAUUUGGGAGAGAUACAAAACAUUACUGGGUAACUGUCCCCUAAUUGUCAAGCCUGGGGGUGGCUACAUCAUGGCGUGGGUCUGCUUUACAUCUGCCAUCCACAAGACACAAGAGAAGCAGCUAAAAACAGGGAAUAUGUGCUUACUGUAACUAAAUGAAGCAGCUAGAGCAAACACUGCUUCAAUCUGUUUUAGACAUUGGAAGAAUAUUUAUUUUCAGCAAAACAACCCACCACACAUUUUUUUUAAAACAAAAACAGAGUGAAUGUUCCUGAGUGGCCCAAAUUAGGAGAAUUAAAUGGGUUUGAAAAUCCAUGUAAAGACUUGAAAAUUGCUAUCUAGCCAUGAUGACCAAAAUUAGAUGAGCCUGGAGAGGUUUGUAAAGAAUAUGGCAUCAUCCAGGUGUUCAGAGCUUUUAGAGACUCACACAGACACAGAUAUAAUCACUGCUAGUGAGGUGUUUUUAACUUGUAGUUACUCUGCAGGGUGAAUACUUAUCUAAUCAAGGAAUGCAAGUGUUUUGUUUUUGAUAUUCAAUCAAAUCCAUUUUAAUAACACUUUGUAAUGCAACGAAAUGUGAAAAUGUCAAAGGGGGUGAACACUCCAUUGUAUGAUAUCACUCUCCCAUUGCUACAGCAACAGCCUCCUAAGCUCCCUGUAUCUUACUGUAAACUGUAAUGUUGUGUGCACAUAAAUUAAACAAAUCCAUCAACCUG